AUGGACACCUUUGACACUCAAUAUUUUAAAGUUAACAGAUUAUUGCUGACAUUUUGUGGCUUGUGGCCGUUUCAACCGCCGCGCAGCGGAAGCAUUCUUCUGUAUUGGGCGAUAUUGGGUGCAUUGAUUAUAUUCUUGCCACAGAUUGCGUAUAUCUUCAAAUACGCGAGAUGUUUGGACGAUUUGUAUGACGUGCUGCCGUCCCUCAUCGGUUCAUGUAUAUGUCUCACGAAAGUACUCGGUCUCCACUGCAAAUUCAAGGAAUUCCAGCUGCUUAUUCAACAUGUGCAUAAUGAUUGGUGUCACUUAGCGGGGCACGAAGAUAUUCGGAUUUUGUUAGAAUACAUGGAACCUAGCCGGGUGUUUACACUGGCCUACUCAAUCUUUGUCAGCACAUUUGCUGCCAGUUACAUCACGGCGCCGAUUACCGUGCCGAUAUUCGACAUCAUACUAGCAUCGAACGUGACGAGGCCGAAGAGACUUCCUCAUCCGAGCGAGUUCUUCGUGGAUCAAGAGAAGUAUUACUAUUACCUCCUGAUGAUAACGUACUUGGGGUAUGCUUCGUGCGUGAUGAUUGCGAUCGCGACCGACACUGUCUACUUCGCGUUGCUGCAACACACCUGCGGUAUGCUCGCGAUAUUAAGCCAUCGUUUGGAGAAUCUGGUCAUAUGCAACAGAUCGAAAUGCACCAUUAAUCAUAAUCUCGUAUAUACUUCGGAUAAGGACGUUGGCCAUUUGACUCAAUGCAUACAACUGCAAAUCAGGAUAGAAAGGCUAGUACAGUUAGUCGAGUCGACGUUCUCGAUAUGUCUCUGCGCCGAGAUCGGCUUGGGCAUGCUGUUUCAGUGUUCGUCGUGUGUUAUGAUCGUAACCCACACGGAAAUGAUGGAAAUAAUGAGAAACGGCCCGCUUCUGAUAAUCCAAAUCUCUCGGAUUUUCUUCAACAGUUGGAUAGGACAGAGGAUAAUAGAUCACAGCUCUCGGAUUCCCGAAGCGGCAUACAAUGGGCUGUGGUAUCGCUCGUCGAUGGCGAUGAGGAGAAUGUUGCUGUUGCUAAUACUUAGAUGUCAAAAGCCAUAUCGAAUAACUACUGCUAAAUUAUAUGUAAUCAGUUUGGAAGGUUACAGUACGGUACGGUGAUACUUAGUAUGAGUGUAUAGAGGAU
Messenger RNA from Odontomachus brunneus, 1165 nucleotides. RefSeq lists its product as uncharacterized. The coding region runs from base 1 to 1140 and encodes 379 amino acids. The record is from RefSeq and is a predicted model, not a curated record. Lineage: Eukaryota; Metazoa; Arthropoda; Insecta; Hymenoptera; Formicidae. Gene Ontology annotation, cellular component: plasma membrane. The transcript is spliced from 8 exons. Gene Ontology annotation, biological process: sensory perception of smell; detection of chemical stimulus involved in sensory perception of smell. Gene Ontology annotation, molecular function: odorant binding; olfactory receptor activity.